ACAGUUUUCCGGCCUAGUUCGCGGCCGCGCCGGCAGUGUUUCCCUAGGCGCCAGUGUCUGCACAUUUCGUCCUUCCUGGCGGUAGCUGCCUUGCUUUUUGGUAGAGGCGUGGAGUGGGUGGCCGCGGCCUCUGGAGUGGGAUGAACCGCGCUCUCGGCAGAGGCAGCGGAACCGAGCAGGAGCCAUGGCCAGUACAGUGGUAGCAGUUGGACUGACCAUUGCUGCUGCAGGAUUUGCAGGCCGUUAUGCUUUGCAAGCCUUGAAGCAUAUGGAGCCUCAAGUCAAACAAGUUUUUCAAAGUCUACCAAAAUCUGCCUUCAGUGGUGGCUAUUACAGAGGUGGGUUUGAACCCAAAAUGACAAAACGGGAAGCAGCAUUAAUACUAGGUGUAAGCCCUACUGCCAAUAAAGGAAAGAUAAGAGAUGCUCAUCGACGAAUUAUGCUUUUAAAUCACCCAGACAAGGGAGGAUCUCCUUAUAUAGCAGCCAAAAUCAAUGAAGCUAAAGAUUUACUAGAAGGUCAAGCUAAAAAGUGAAGUAAAUAUAUGAUGAAUUUUAAAGUUCUUAUCAGUUAUGUGUACAAGUACCAGCUUUUUAUAAAAUGUCCCAAAGCCACAAAUUUUAGAAAUGAUUUAGCACAAAUUAAGUCAAACCCUUGUAUCAGUUUGUUUAAAUUGGAGGAUUUUGUCAGAUUAUAGAAGUUACAGAUUACUGCUCAGUAAUUAUGGGCAAAUACAUACCAUUUGAAUAGAAAUAUUUUUCAUUAAUCAUUUAGCAAGUAAUACUUACUCAAGGCAAAGUGAACAUGAAGGUCCCUGCUCUCAAGGAAGUCCAAUCUAAUGGGGGACUGAUAAUCUAGUAAUUAAAAUUCAAUGUGAUAAAUACUAUGAUGGAAAUUGGCAGAGGUUACAGGAGACUCAUCUCAUUGGGAAGAAAGGUUGUCAAGGGAGAAAACUGGCUCAGUGGCUUGGAGCUGUGAAUUUAAAAAUUUAGCCACAAUUUGACCUAAAAAAAAUUCAUGUAGGUAUGCGUAUGUCACUGACAGGAUUCAGAUUUCAUACAUUAAAAACUUGAUUAAAAAAGACGAGUAUGUCUUGUUUUUAAUUGAGAAAAAUAUUUAUGUUGUAUUCAGCUAGUCCCUUCAAAAAAACAAAAUUUUUAACAUAAUCAAAAGUUUUGCAUUUGUUAUGACCAGGGUUAAACACAAUUAGCUGAACUGAAAGAUGCCCUCAGUCAUCAAAAUACUUGGCUUAGACUUAAUUUAUACCAUGAUGAAUGUACCGAAUUUUGCUGUGUGUACCAUGUACCCACAUUCUUGUGUGCAUUAUACAUGGGAUUAUUUAGGACCAUUAUUAUACUCAUGGUAUGUAAUCAUGUAUAAUGCACACCCUUUUUUCCCCUCAAAAAUUUGGGAAGAAAAGUGCACAUUAUACAUGGCAAAAUACAUAAAUGACAUAUGAGAGCAAAUAGCUUACUUUUGUCUAACAUAUGUAAAGAUCUUAACCAAAAGACUUGUAUAAAACACCCAAGCUAGUUUGUGGUCAUCUCCAGGGUACUUAGUAUGUUUAGUUUUAAGAUAAUGUGUGGCUCAGUGGAUUGAGCAAUGGACUGGGAACCAAAGCAUCACAGGAUUGAUUCCCAGUCAAGGGCACGUGCCUAGGUUGUGGGCCAGGUCCCCAGCAGGGGGCACACCAGAGGCAACCAGUUAUUUCUCCUCCCUUAACCUCUAAGAAAACCUUUAAAAAAUAAUAUAUGCUUCCUACCAUCUAAACUUCAUUAAAUCAUCUUAAAAGUUAUUAGUAGAGAACACACAGUCAAGGCAACACAUCUAACCAUAUUUAGUGUUGGAAUGUUUAGGGGCAAUGUUUCAGAGUUCGGGUGUACCUCUUUUGGUUUAUUUUCCAUCCUGUUUCCUUGUUUAAAAUUUGAUCAAGUCUAUUUGUCAUGAUUAGGCAGCCACGGCUUUUGUGUAGGAGAAAUCUUUCUCGUUAUUUCCAGGGGAAAGAGGUAUGAAGGCUCAGUUCAUUUUUGUCAUUCCAAGUAGUUUAAAAAGUUUUAUCAAGUUACUGAGAACACUGAUUUAGCAAAUAGUGUACCGCUUUUCCUAGGGGGGGAUAUAUAGGUUCCUGUGAGCCUCUGGUCACAUUUUUGUCAACCUUCAAUGUUUAACCUUGUUUUAUGCAAGUUUUUAAGACACCUUACUUUGAUGUAUUGCUGAUUCCUUAACAUUAAACUCAUAGCCACUACCAACUCAUGGCCACACAUCACACAGCCUUUUUGUGUUUGGGAACAUGAGGCACUUCUCUGAGCUUGGGGGUCAUUUUAAAUCAGUAAGCACAAAAGUUGAAAACACUGGGCACUAAAUGGAUCAUGAAAAGGAUACUUGUUUACAGUAUAAAAACUGAAGUAAGGCAGAGCAUCACUUUUUGGACAGAUAUCAGGCAAUUCAAAUUUUUCACCACUCUGCAUGUCCAUAAAUGACUGAAAACAACUCAAGUGUUGAUUUUGGGGUUACAUAUAAAUUUUAGUGAGCAGGUAAACAUGCAAAUAAGGAAUCUGCUAAUAAUGAGGAUCAGUGUAUUGGCUUGCUAACCUUUUAUUUCCAUCCUUUGGACUAAUUAAAAAAAUGUUUCUAGGACCAGGAGCUUUAAAGGAAAAAAAUGGUAUCAGAACUUAAAAGCAAAUUUUUCAAAGACAAAUACAAAGUGAGAUAAUAUGCCAACAGGCAAUUAAGCAUGAACUAUAAAAAGGAAAGCUUGAUGUAGUAGGUGUGUCUGAGUUAAUGUAAAUAGCAAAACUGUUUAGAGACAUGAAGACAACAGAGACCACUUUAAUACUAAAGAGCACAACAGAACCCAUUUUUCCUUCCCAGUAAUCAGCUGUUUCCUCUAUGUGACUUUAUCAGGGAGAAGAAUCCCCCCUAGGUUACUGAAGGCUAUUAAGCAAACCUACCAUUUCUCUUGGGGGAAAAAAGUUAUCUAUAUGACGGUUCUAGAUCAUAGUAAAUAACUGAUGGAAGUAUCAUCUGUAUCUUGUUAAUGGUAUUUCCUUAUGAAACACUUGAUGUGAAAUGCUAACAUUAACUUACAAUGUACCAGCAUCACUCUACACAUUUUCUCUGUACAGUAAAAGUACACCCUUAAUGUUAGCUAUAGGUUCCAUGACUUUAAAUGAAAUGACGCACAGCAAAACCAAGUUUUACCAUAGGCUACUGAUACAAACAAAUGAGUUCCUGUGGUAUUUCAACAUUCUAAUAUUGAAUGAAACAAUCUAGGACCUACUGUAAAUGAAGUUUAAUGAAGUUAAAGUAACUUGCCCAAAGUAACAUGCUGGGUGAGAGAGCUGAUCUUUCUCAAACCCAAAGCACCAUACUGUUAACUACUGCAGUGUGAUACCUUUCACUAAUCUGACAACCCAGAUGUUUUCCUUGGUGGUACACCAAGUUCAGUCUGGUACUUUUCAUUACCCAUCUAUCUAGCUUGGGACCUUUUUCUGUCAUAUGGUGCUUACAAAUGGGAGACGUUUUUAAGGGGAGAAAGGUGUGGUUGGACACAUGAAGGGAAUAGGAAGAUGCAGGUUUCAAGUCAAACCUCUGCAGUAGUCAGAUAACUCGGAGCAGGCCAUCUGUGUGCUCAGGGUUCUGCAUCUGUUAAGAGGAAAAAUAAUAGCUAUCUUGAAAAUUGGGGAUCCCUCCACAUUUUAUAGGGAGGGAAACAAAAGCCAGAGCAAGUAUUUGAGGUAACAUAUGUAUUAGUCCUCAAUAAAUGCUUUUGGGGAGUUCACACCCAUAGUCUUACGUAGAUCUGGCAUGUCAGAAUUUUAAUUUAUCUAGCUCCUUCCCUUUUGCCUGUGGGGACAUUAGAUGAGCCCUACACUGCACUUUAUAAAAACUGGUGAUGAAAGUGGGCUAUGAGUGGCCCUUGAAUUUAAAUCUUUUCCCACUUUUAGAAUUUUAAAAGUCUCUUGCCUUCAAGUAUUUUCCAAAUGAUGGGAAUACCUUUGGAAGCUUUAAACA
Messenger RNA from Phyllostomus discolor (pale spear-nosed bat), 4014 nucleotides. RefSeq names its product DnaJ heat shock protein family (Hsp40) member C19 (gene DNAJC19). The coding region runs from base 185 to 535 and encodes 116 amino acids. The transcript has 6 exons. Gene Ontology annotation, molecular function: ATPase activator activity. Gene Ontology annotation, biological process: protein import into mitochondrial matrix. Gene Ontology annotation, cellular component: PAM complex, Tim23 associated import motor. The record is from RefSeq and is a predicted model, not a curated record. Lineage: Eukaryota; Metazoa; Chordata; Mammalia; Chiroptera; Phyllostomidae.